Pygocentrus nattereri (red-bellied piranha) is the source of this 3972-nucleotide messenger RNA. It is a transcript of the gene gdap2, whose product is annotated as ganglioside induced differentiation associated protein 2. The coding region runs from base 286 to 1791 and encodes 501 amino acids. The transcript has 14 exons. The record is from RefSeq and is a predicted model, not a curated record. Lineage: Eukaryota; Metazoa; Chordata; Actinopteri; Characiformes; Serrasalmidae.
CAGCUGAUCACACACGCUAAAUCAGCUCGAGCAGGAGCCUCCAGACAGCGAACCUGACACGGUGUCUUAUUGACCGUAGCGCUCGCCGGCUCACCCGUUCUGUAAUGGCACAGUGAGCAGGAGAUUCUGCUGAAUUGUCCCCUGUUCCUUUGAGGUAGCCCGCUGUACUCGUUUCCUCCCGUGUUCGGUAGCCGGUGAGCUAACUGAGCUAACGGCAGGUCUGGGUGGGCUGCAGCCGCAGCCGCAGUAGGGCUCGGAUUCACUGCUGAACUACCGAUCAUCAGCAUGGAUCCCUUGGGAGCCCGCUCGCAGUUUGUAGAAGUCCAGAACCUUCACACCUGGGAUCAGCCUGAACUCAUGGAGGAGGGAGAAGAGAAAGGAGAAGGUCCUAAGAGCGAUGAGGUGGACAACCUGUCUUACCAGAUCAACUCUCUUCUCUCUCCUUUCCCAUUCAGAGAGGAUAUCAACAGGAAGAUUAUUCUCUUCAAAGGAGACGUGGCACUUUUGAACUGCACUGCUAUAGUGAACACAAGCAACGAGACGCUAACUGAUAAGAAUCCAAUCUCAGACAGCAUUCACAGGCAUGCCGGCCCUGAGCUCAGAGAUGAACUACUCAAACUGAAAGGCUGCCGGACAGGGGAAGCGAAAAUGACCGAAGGUUUCAAUUUGGCUGCACGCUUUAUCAUUCAUACAGUUGGACCCAAAUACAAAGCCAAGUAUCGCACAGCUGCUGAGAGCUCUUUGUACAGCUGCUAUAGAAACGUCAUGCAGCUUGCCAAGGAGCACACCAUGGUCUCUGUGGGUUUUUGUGUGAUCAGUACUACAAAGAGAGGAUAUCCCCUCGAAGACGCUACUCACAUAGCAUUCAGGACUGUUCGCAGGUUUCUUGAGAACCAUGGUGAAAGCAUAGAGGCUGUGGUGUUUGCAGUGUCAGAUGCUGAGGAGGUAGUGUACAAGAAGUUACUGCCACUAUAUUACCCACGCUCCAAGGACGAGGAGAGAGCCAGCUUGCCUCUCCUCCCUGCAGAUAUUGGGAACUCUGAAGGUGAGCCGGUGGUGCCGGAGAGGCAGAUCCGCAUCACUGAGAAGCCUGGCAGUGUGGAGGAUGAUUCGGAGGAUGAGUCUCUGGAGUUGGGUCUGGGGCUGGUGGGCAAUCAUGCAUUUGCGCGCAUGGAGGGUGAUGUGGAUAAGCAGCGGAAGCAGAUUCUACAGGGCCAUCUCUCUGAGGCAGCCCAGCAGAAACAACACCAGAGAAACUAUAAUCGCUGGCUGUGCAGAGCUCGAGCAGAGGACCUCUCGGACAUAGCAGCUUUGAAAGCUUUAUAUCAGACAGGUGUUGAUAUGUGCGGCAGAACAGUAAUGGUGGUUGUAGGCAGGAACAUUCCAGUAACUCUUAUUGACAUGGAGAAGGCCUUGUUAUAUUUUAUCCAUGUGAUGGAUCACAUCACAGUGAAGGAAUACGUGAUGGUGUAUUUCCACACUCUCACUGGUGAACACAACCAUCUUGACACAGAUUUCCUCAAGAAGCUCUAUGACAUUGUGGAUAUAAAGUUUAAGAAGAACCUGAGGGCAUUUUAUUUUGUCCAUCCCACAUUUCGCUCUAAGGUGUCCGCAUGGUUCUUCACCACGUUCAGUGUAUCUGGAAUAAAGGAAAAGGUUCAUCACAUAGAAAACCUCCAGCAGCUCUUCGCCUGCAUCCUGCCUGAACAGAUUGACAUCCCUCCAUUUGUGUUGGAGUAUGAUGCGAGGAUGAACGGCCCAUACUACACUUCCCAUUCUUCAGGCCUAUGAAGUUAACUCUGAUGCAGGUGGUCCUGACUGGGUCGACUUGCACCCGAUGCUUGGGAAAGCUCACCGCUGGACCUGAUUUGGAGCCAAAUGGAUUCAGUAUGUGCAUGUGAGCAGCUCCAGUAAUGAGAGUGAAACUGCUGCAUGUGCUGGUUCUGAGACAGACACCAAAAACGAUCCUCCUCCUCCAGUCACGAGCCGUGCAGUCAGCCUCCCGAUGGUUUACUUGUGCUGCUGACGCUUAAAUUGGUAACAUUUCACUGAAGGAUACAUCACUGGCUAGACUUAUACACCAAGGUUUGUGUGUGAUUAACAAAAUGAGUGUUUUUAAAAAAAAAAAAAAAAGUGUACAUUUUGUGAUUAUGCUGGACACCAAUCAUUUUGCUCAUCUUAAUUGUCUCUGUCCAUCCACUAGUGUCCCAGUCUUGCACUACAGCUCUGUCUGUUCUGUGAAGUCUAUACUGUCUUUUCUUUUUAUUUUAUUUCACACUUCCACCGGCCUCUGCUCGAUCACUUUAAGAUGCCUACAUAAGCCGGUUUAUUGUGAUGAAGACAGUCUCAUAAACAUGGCCUGCCUUUCCAAUUUGUAAGUGUGUGUACAAAAUGCUGUGAUUGGCCUUAAUUUUCCUUAUAGUCACAAAAAAAUUUUUAGAAAAAAUUACUUGAUGAAGAAUCGUUGUCAUUAAAUUUAAUAUAUAUGUAAGUUAAUAUUUUUAUACUCUACACAGUGAAUACUGAAUGGUCUGUGUCACAAAGUAGUGUAGUCAGAAUGGGAAUAUAAUCUUCAUAUCUCUUCCCUCUUCACACUUUUUAAUCAGCUUUUUAAUUAAUUGCACAGUGAGAUUUCAUUGCUGGCCUUUUUUCUGUAUUUUUCUGUGAAGCAUCUUUGGUCAUCUUUUUGUACAUAUUCUUUGCAGAUCUUGUAGGCUUUUUGUAGCCUAUAAUGACACACGUCAUGUUUGAUUUUGAUUUAUUUCAAAUACCUUCCACUGUCUUAAAGGUAAGAUUUGUGUCUUUAUUUUGAUUCUGCUGGACUUUAACUCCUAUUACUGUAGGUAUGAAGGUAAUGGUAAUCUGAUACCAGAUUUACACACAUGGCCAAAGGUACUUCAUGUAUUGAGAGUUUAUGCAUAUGUUAAGAGUGAUUUAUUGUACAGAGUUUACUAAACAUGCAGUGUAGUUCCAAGAUGCGCUGUUAUUAUAGUACGGCAUUAAAUAAAGGUGCCAUCACUUUGAGCCGCAUUCCAUGCCAUUUUAAAGGAGAGAACUGCACCUGUACGUUGUGGGCAAGAAUGCUUUGUUUAAAUACUGUGAAUAAAAAUCAUGAUAUUGGAAGUCAUCAUUAAUCUUUACAUGUAACGUCUUUGCUCUUUCUAAGACCGUGGAAAGCCACAGUAGAUGAUUGCAGUAUGCUGUUGAUAGCCGAUGUCUAGUGCCAUGACCUCAGAGAUCUUUAAUUCCGCUAAAAAAAGCCAUUUGAAGAGCUUCAGUGUGCCUCUGCAUUGAUGUUGUUUAAUAAAGCUGAUGAAAAGCGCUGUCAGAUCUGGCCAAAAUCUCCCAGACAUUUCUGAUUUAGUUGAGACCUGGUGACUGUCAAGGCAACAGCAUAUAAUUUACAUCAUUUUCAUGCUCAUUAUACCAGUCAGUGACCCCUCAUGGCCUGUGAAUGAGGGCAUUGGUCUGCUAUAACAAACCACUUCCAUCAGGAUACAAAUGUUUCAUCAUAGGAUAAAAGGAAUCGGAACAACUGUACUGAUUUGUAAUGACCCUUCCCUCUAAGGGAAGUGGACCUGAAUUAUAUAAGGUAAAUGCCCCCCACAGUAUAACAGCCAUCAGGACUGUAUCAGUCAAGCUUUCAAGCCUCUUGGUGUAUGCCACACAUGCGCUCUCCCGCUAGUCAAGAUUAGGGUGAAGAAUGACCCAGCUGACCAUAUCACUUUCUCUGUUGACCUGUUUUACACUACUGAACUCAAACGUAUUUGUCUUUGUAAUGUAAAUGUUUAUCUCCUGCUUUGUUCCGCAUUCUCAGCCACCUGAGGCAUAGUUGUUCUGUUUUUGUUUUUUUUGUUUGUUUGUUUGUUUGUUUUUAAUCAUUGCACUAAUGCAAAAGCAUUAGUUAUCUUUAACAUAGAUGUAUUACUUUUUGGCUUAAAUCAAAAUAAAUAUUGUAUUUUUGAAUUGUGA